Molecule: messenger RNA, 1108 nt
Organism: Equus quagga
Lineage: Eukaryota; Metazoa; Chordata; Mammalia; Perissodactyla; Equidae
Gene: GSTZ1
Product: glutathione S-transferase zeta 1
Exons: 9
Coding region: 137-787 (216 amino acids)
Biological process (GO): glutathione metabolic process; L-phenylalanine catabolic process
Cellular component (GO): cytoplasm; mitochondrion
Molecular function (GO): glutathione transferase activity; maleylacetoacetate isomerase activity
Source: RefSeq, a predicted model, not a curated record
CAAACAUCAUUCUCGUCCAGCCCCUCGCUUUACCCAGACGAACGCCUAGGUUCUGACGUGUCGGGUCUCACUGGGCCUCGAUCGUCGACAAGUCGGAGAGUCCCAGGGGCGAAGUUGCCUGGCCUGGAAGUGCGAGAUGCAAGCGGGGAAGCCUAUCCUCUAUUCCUAUUUCCGAAGCUCCUGCUCAUGGAGAGUUCGAAUUGCUCUGGCCUUGAAAAGCAUUGACUAUGAAACGAUACCCAUCAACCUCAUAAAGGAUGGGGGACAACAGUUCUCUGAGGAAUUCCAGAAACUGAAUCCCAUGAAGCAGGUGCCGGCCCUCAAGAUUGAUGGGACCAUCAUUGGCCAGUCACUGGCCAUCAUUGAGUACCUGGAGGAGACUCGGCCCACUCCGCGACUCCUGCCUCAGGACCCAAAGAAGAGGGCCCACGUGCGCAUGAUUUCCGACCUCAUCGCCAGCGGCAUCCAGCCUCUGCAGAACCUGUCUGUCCUGAAGGAAGUGGGACAGGAGAACCAGCUGACCUGGGCCCAGGAGGCCAUCAAUUUUGGCUUUAAUGCUCUGGAGCAGAUCCUGCAGACCACAGCGGGGAAGUACUGUGUGGGAAAUGAGGUGUCCAUGGCUGAUCUGUGCUUAGUGCCUCAGGUGGCAAAUGCUGAAAGGUUCAAGGUGGAUCUCACUCCCUACCCUACCAUCAGCCGCAUCAACAAGUCGCUGCUAGCCUUGGAGGCCUUCCAAGUGUCUCACCCCUGCCGGCAGCCGGAUACACCCCCUGAGCUGAGAGCCUAGCCUCAAACCGUGCCCCACUGGUGCAGGAACAGGGAGGGGGUGCAGGAGCAGAAGUUGGCUGGGCUGAACAGGCCUGGAAAUGAAUGAGCCAUAACUGGAAUGGCAGGAGACUUUAACUCCUAGCCCUUGAACUUGAACUCUAGCCCUGGAUCUGCCUUCUUACUGAACCUCUUUCUGCCUCAGUCCCUUCAUCUGUCAAAUGCAGGCAUGGUGUGGUGGGAGGAUGCUGGGAGAGAGGUAGGCAGGAACAUUACCUACUAUCUAUGUCAUGCAAUCAUGAAGAUGAAGCGAGAAUAUAGACUAAAAUGCCUGACAAGUUCA